AUGUCGAUAGCUCCUAUCAUCACCUUCAAAGCAGGUAUCUGCGACCUCGAUACCUCCACCGGCGCUGUGAAGCCCAAGCCUACCCCGGGCUACCUCUACCUCUACACCGAAGAUGAUCUCGUGCACUUCUGCUGGCGCCCACGCAGCGCCUCCCUUGACGAACCCGAACUUGAUCUGGUCAUGAUUCCUUCAGAUGGCAGCUUCACGCCUUACAAGCCGUCCGGCAAGGACGCCACAAAUGGCCGUAUCUUUGUGUUGAAGUUCUCUUCCAGCUCCCAGCGAUACUUGUUUUGGAUGCAGUCCCAAUCUCAACAUGAGAACGGUGACCUGAGCUGGUUCAGUCCUCGUGACCUGAAACUUGGAGAGAUUGUCGAUGUCCUGUUGCAGGGCGAGGAAGUCGAUGUAGAGCACGAGAUCGCCAACCUGCCUCGCCGAUCCUCGGGUGACGAUGACGAGACCAUGGAGGACGUGGAUGGACAUGAGCCAAACCACCACGGUGCCGGCAGCGGUGGAGCUGGACCCGAUGCCACAGGAGGUGACGUCCGUGAAGAGGGACAGGAAUCGCGGGAGGGCGGUGCCGACGGUGGACGAGCAGCACCCACGGAUUCCAACCCAUCAUCGGUAGUCCAGGACUUUUUGAAGUCCCUGGGCGGCCAGAACCAGAGCCAAUCCCAAGACACUGAACGACCAUCUACGACACUCCAAGACCUGCUUCCUCCCUCGACUACACUGCAAUUCAUCGAUUCUGCUGAUACCACCACUGCCGAUCAUCUACUGAGCUUCCUACCGCCCGCGCUGCUACUGCUGGCCCAGGGCAAUGCCGAGGCUUCUGAAGCUGACACGGACCCCGAACUUGCCCAAGCUGCUCUUCUGUCUCUCGAACUCCCCCAGAAAAAGGAUAUUCUCCGCAAAGUGCUUCGUUCCCCCCAAUUCAUGCAGAGCUUGGCCAGUCUUACCGUGGCUCUCCGCGAUGGUGGACUGCCCAGUAUCAGCGAGGCCUUGCAGAUCCCCGUCACCAAUGGAGGAUUUAUGCGGAGAGGCGGAGUACCCCUUGGUGGUGGCGAUGCGGUAGACGCGUUCCUGGAUGGCGUCCGGCAACAUGUUAAAGAUAAGGAUUCUCAGAUGGACACCGACUGA
Molecule: messenger RNA, 1137 nt
Organism: Penicillium canescens
Lineage: Eukaryota; Fungi; Ascomycota; Eurotiomycetes; Eurotiales; Aspergillaceae
Exons: 3
Coding region: 1-1137 (378 amino acids)
Biological process (GO): ubiquitin-dependent protein catabolic process
Cellular component (GO): nucleus; cytoplasm; proteasome regulatory particle, lid subcomplex
Molecular function (GO): endopeptidase activator activity; proteasome binding; ubiquitin binding
Source: RefSeq, a predicted model, not a curated record